AUGGCGUUCUUAAGAUUACAGAGUGAUCACAUUUCAUCCAUUUUGUCGGAAAAGCCUGAUCGGGUUCUUAGGUGUAGACAUGUGUCUAUCGCAGAGCCUCCUCCACAAAUCAUAGGCCUUUUAAGAGAAGCCGGGUUCUAUCAUGCGGCUCAAAUUCUUAGUUUCCGAAUUGAUGCCGCUCUUGUGAGUGCAUUAGUGGAGAGAUGGCGGACUGAAACACACACAUUCCACCUUACAUGCGGUGAGACAACAAUCACGUUGAAAGAUGUGGCACUAUUACUUGGCUUACCGAUUAACGGCCACGAAGUCAUCGGACAGACUUCCGACUUAAGAAGUGCUCUCUGUGCAGAGUUGCUCGGAGUGGUCCCACCGGCGGAGCAAAGGAAAGGUCAGAGUAUAACUCUAACGUGGCUCGAGGAAACAUUUGGCAUGAUGUCAUACGAUGCAGGUCAACGACAGAUAGAAUGUUAUGCACGUGCCUAUAUCCUAAGGCUUAUCGGCUGUGUCCUCAUGCCAGAUAUGUCUCAGAACAGGGUUCAUCUGAAGUGGUUACCACUUCUGAGGGAUUUUACAGAUGCAGGAAAAUACAGUUGGGGUUCAGCAUGUCUAGCAACCCUGUACAGAUCUUUAUGCCGUGCAUCCAACAAGGAUAUGAAAAAUAUCAGUGGAUCUAUAAUAUUACUUCAAUCAUGGGCAUGGUGGGCGCACAUUGAAGUGGACGAUGAUAGCCGUAGCAACAAGCACAAUGUGAAGAUAUAUAGGCAGCUACUAGAUCGGUUGGAGAUGCAACAGUUUAUAUGGCGGCCUUAUGAUUCGAACGAGAUAAUCGCACAAGUGCCACAUGACAUUUUCGCAGAUAGAACUUUAUGGACUGCAUUUACAUCAUUGAUUUGCUUCGAAGUUGUUGAGUGGCACCAAACAGAUCGAGUGACAAGACAAUUUGGCUUCACCCAAGGUGUUCCUCUCGAUCCAGUUUGCAUUGGAUUGACCCAUGAUCAUGAUCUUCGUGGCAGAAUUAACACAGAUUGGGCAUUGAUCACGGAAGAUGGAUUGGAUUCUAGAGAGAUAGAGCGUCACGUUGCCUCAGCCUCCAUGUUCCUGCCGGGAAUAACGCAAUGUCGGUGGAAUAUUAUGCCAAGUGAUCUAAAAGCUGAUUUGAUAGAUUCAUGGCGAUCAGAUAUAAAACAUAUUCCUUGUUGUGGUGUUACACUGGAAUGCAAGUUGCGCAAGAAGAAAGUCAAUGCACCCAACGUUUCUCAUUCGACGAUGGCAAAACCAAUCGGCAGGAUAUUUUUAUUACCAUCUUGUGCGAUUGCCAACAACAAAGUGCCUUUGUAUUUGCCAUAA
This is a messenger RNA of Dioscorea cayenensis subsp. rotundata (Guinea yam), 1347 nucleotides long. Its product is annotated as serine/threonine-protein phosphatase 7 long form homolog. NCBI's taxonomy places the organism in Eukaryota, Viridiplantae, Streptophyta, Magnoliopsida, Dioscoreales, Dioscoreaceae. The transcript is spliced from 4 exons. The record is from RefSeq and is a predicted model, not a curated record. Bases 1 to 1347 code for a protein of 448 amino acids. Gene Ontology annotation, biological process: meristem development; meristem maintenance.